ACACCAUGAAAAUAAAUAUUCAAGUUCAACAAAAGGACACAAUUCAAUUCACGAUUGGAAAUGUCCGCCUCCUGCAGCAUGGAGAGGAACUCAGCUCAGUUUACGCCAUACACAUACGUGUAUCACGACGGGACCGUGUUCGAUUUACAGCCUGUCAGAGUGGUGAGCUCAUGCAGGCUUGACAUCUACACGUUUCCCUUUGACGUCCAGAACUGCACUUUAACCUUUAACUCCUACCUGCAUUCUUUACCUGCAAUACAGAUUGGCCGCUUCAUGUCAACAGAAGAAGUAUUCCAAUAUUCCAAAACAAUGAUGACAACUAUGGGAGAAUGGGAACUCACUGAAAUCAAAUCAUUGCAUCAGCAGCUACCAACUUCGUUUAACAGCACUUAUGAAGAACUUCGCUUCUUUAUUUCAGUGCGGCGCAGGUCCAUGCUGUACGUGGUCAACCUGCUGAUCCCCUCCUGCUUCCUCAUCACAGUGGACCUCUUCAGUUUUCUGCUGCCUCCUCAGAAGGUGGACCGCUCCUUGUUCAAGAUGACCCUCAUCUUGGGUUUCACCGUCUUCCUGCUCCUCAUGAACGACCUGCUGCCCAUCACCGGAAACACCAUUCCGCUCAUAAGUGUGUUCCUGUCCCUUUGCUUGGCUCUGAUGGUAGUGAGUCUUCUGGAAACCAUUCUCAUUACCAACCUGCUGCACAGUUCUACUCACUACUCAGAGGUUCCUCGCUGGAUCAGACUGUCAGUCAUCCACAUUUUGGGCCACCUGGUUCUGCUUCCUCCAAAGCCCACACAAAUGGAGCAGAUCAUCCAGAAUCCCGCCACACUAGAAAUGAACGCUUCCACUAAGAGAGCAAGUGAGGGGGAGGCCCACGGACCAGAGGGCCCACUGGACGAGGACAAGGCCGUGGAGGAACUGAGGAGCCUGGGACGAGACCUCCGAGUCAUCCGGCUGAAAGUGGAACAGGAACUGAACGUCAGCCAGAGCACAGAGGACUGGAACCAAGUAGGUUUCAUCAUAGAUCGCCUGCUGUUCGCCAUCUACAUCCUCUUCUUAUCCGUCAGCUUCAUCUGCAUCAUCGGCAUGUGGGUCAACUCGUACAACGCCUCAUGAGAGAAACUGGCAUGUUGUGCAUUCAUUUAGUGUUUAAAUUUUUUGUCCUGUUUGCGAGUAGGAGCGUUAGUUUUACCCUUUUAAAUUAUUCCACAUCAUUUCGUGAUGUUU
This is a messenger RNA of Hippocampus comes (tiger tail seahorse), 1224 nucleotides long. RefSeq names its product 5-hydroxytryptamine receptor 3A-like. Gene Ontology annotation, molecular function: extracellular ligand-gated monoatomic ion channel activity; transmembrane signaling receptor activity. The transcript is spliced from 5 exons. Bases 61 to 1113 code for a protein of 350 amino acids. The record is from RefSeq and is a predicted model, not a curated record. Gene Ontology annotation, biological process: monoatomic ion transmembrane transport. NCBI's taxonomy places the organism in Eukaryota, Metazoa, Chordata, Actinopteri, Syngnathiformes, Syngnathidae. Gene Ontology annotation, cellular component: membrane.